This is a messenger RNA of Sungouiella intermedia, 1494 nucleotides long. The record is from the annotation of a GenBank genome assembly. NCBI's taxonomy places the organism in Eukaryota, Fungi, Ascomycota, Pichiomycetes, Serinales, Metschnikowiaceae.
AUGCCUACACGUGCGUAUUCAGACUUCUCAUUCGGGCCAGAGGACCCUGUAGCGGUGAAAAAUGUCAAGAAAGUAGCCAUCAUCGGUGGUGGUGCCUCGGGUGCCAUUACUUUGGACUCAUUGGUGGCAGAGAACACCUUUGACGAAAUCGUUUUAUAUGAAAGGAGAGACGUACUCGGAGGAAUUUGGGUCUUGGAUCUGGAUCCCAUUAAGACCCCAGCCGACAUCGUCAAGCCAGGCCGCUUGAGCAGAGACAUUGAUCCUCCAUUGAAAAAUCCAUUUGCUGAUGGCUAUACCGAUAGUAGAAUCAGGAGCUUGUGGACAAAACAGGAAAGAUUCGAGCAAACACCCGCCUAUGAUGGCAUGGCAACCAAUAUUAUAGAGAAGCUCAUGACUUUCAGCGACCAGAAGCAGUGGCUCCCUGAAGGUAACAAUAAAUACGUGGACAGAUCGGCGGUGAGGGACUACAUUGACAGAUAUAUCUCAAGGAACAAGGACAAAGAGAACGUGAAGCUUGUGCUUGGAACCACCGUGGAGGAUUUGGAGAAAGUGGCUCCUCGUGCUGAUAGCGAUCUUCCUUACCUGUUCAAGCUCACCUUGAGACGCCGCUUACAGGACGGAACAGAUGAGUGGUUCCAGAAUACGUUUGAUGCAGUUAUUGUGACUGUGGGCCACUAUCAUAUACCCUUCAUUCCUGAGGUUCCGGGCUUGAAGGAGUUCCAGGAAGAGCGCCCACAUGCCAUUCAGCAUGCAAAGUUCUUUAGAAACGCAGUGCCAUAUACGAACAAAACGGUACUUGUUAUUGGUUCUAGAGCCCUGGGAGCUGAUUUGACCAAGUUUUCUGCAGAUACAGCCGUUGAAGUAUACCAGCUGAUCCGGAAUGUGGAAGGCACCAGACGGUUCUCCAGAAAAAGUAAUGUGACGUUCAAGCCUAUUGUUACCAGGUACGAGAAAACUGACAAAGGUUUCAAUGCUGUAUUUUCUGACGGAACGGUGCUUGAAAACCCCGAUGUGGUUGUAUAUGCUACUGGUUAUCAAUUUCUGUAUCCAUUUUUGGUGCGUUCUCUUGGAGAUAUUACACUUGACGGAAGAAUUGUUCCUGACUUGUACCAGCACACAUUUUUGGUUAAAGAUCCACUUAUUACGUUUGUUGGUGUGCCUACAGAUGCCAUUUCUUUCCGUGCCUUCGAGUACCAGGCUAUUUUGACUGCUCGGUACUUGGCAGGAAAAGUAGCGCUUCCUCCUCUUUCUGAGCAGAGAAAAUGGCUUGAAGAUAGAUUCAAUGAAAAGGGAGCGACGAGAGCGUACCAUACUAUUGGAGCCUUGGACGCUUUGGAUUACGUGAAAACACUCCUGGAGUUGGGGACCAUUAAAGAUGUGUCCAUAGCCCCAGGAAGAGAGUUCCCAGAGUUGUCUAUUGACGAGAUUGAGGAAUACACGGCUGCCGGAGCCAUUCUCAGGGAAUUCUGGGAUGCUCCCCGUAUACCUGAAUAA